AUGCACAUUCAACUGACAAUGUCAAGUGUCUUCAAGGAUUUGUUAAAGACACCGCAGUUUGUUUAUAAGUAUCCCUCAAAGAUAAAUGAGAGACAGUUGAAAAGCCUCGAGCGCAACAUAGCCAAGAAAUACGUAAGAGAGAAAUAUUCCAGGAACCUAUCUGAGCACAACGCUUUCUGUUUAUUUCAGUGGGAGAAGCCAAUAACAAAGGAUGAAUGGUUCAAUAAAGAAUAUUUUUGGAAUGAAUUUGUCAAAAACAAGUAUAAUGCAUCGAUCAGAUCCUUUUUCGACGAAACUGCUGUAAGUAAGUCAAUGUUCGCUGCAAGCCUGAAAUUGAAUUUAUUUUCUCGACGAAAUGGAGUAAAACAGGCCAGUUUAAUGUGUGUUUUCCAAACUAUAAGGAAUCUGGAUACAGUUCAAUCGAUAAUUGAAGGCACUACUUCCACCAACUGCUCUUACAACUUAAACCUACACAGUCUAGGUCUAAGGAUCAACAUGCAAGGUUCAUCAGGUGCUAAUGUAACCGAGUAUUUGGGUGCUCUAGUGGAAGAGUCGGCUAAUAUGUAUAAAAAUCUCAACUAUGAGAAGUUCUUAGAAAUUGCCAAAAUCAAUAAGGAAAAUCGAACAAAUUCGAAGCGAUUAGUUGCACAGAACCUAUUAGCCCAAAUUGCAGAGUGUCAAUUGACAAACCCGCUGAUUUCAAGGGAUAAAAAGUGGUUGGUCUUCACUAAAGAUAUUGUAUCUAAAGAUAGCUAG
Messenger RNA from Kazachstania africana CBS 2517, 756 nucleotides. RefSeq names its product Cbt1p (gene CBT1). The record is from RefSeq and is a predicted model, not a curated record. Bases 1 to 756 code for a protein of 251 amino acids. The transcript has a single exon. Lineage: Eukaryota; Fungi; Ascomycota; Saccharomycetes; Saccharomycetales; Saccharomycetaceae.